GGAAGGCGGGGCGGGGCCUGGAAGAUACGGGGCGGGGCAUCGCGCAGGCCCGGCCUCUAAGAUGGCGGCGCCCGGAAAACAGUAUGGACUUAUCUUUCCUAAGAAGGUUCAGCAGAAAGGACUGGUCAAGCAUGCUGCGUUUAUGGACGACUCCGACGAAGAGUCUUCGAUCAGCGAGAGCCUCCAGAAGGAAUCCCUAAAAAAGCAAGCCAUGAAACAAACCAAGCUGGAGAUCCAGAGGGCCCUGGCCGAAGACUCCACCGUCUAUGAAUACGACACCAUUUACGAGGACAUCCAGCAGAAGAAGGCGGAGACCCAGGCCAGCUCGCUUGCGGAAAAAGCCGAGAAAAAGCCCAAAUACAUCCAGAACAUCCUGCAGGCGGCUGAGCUGCGGAAGAAGGAGCAGGAGCGCCGGAUGGAGAAGAAGAUCCAGAAGGAGCGCGAGGCCGAAGGGGACGCCUUCCAGGACAAGGAGGCCUUCGUGACCUCCGCCUACAAGAAGAAGCUGCAGGAGAGGGCCGAAGAGGAGGAGAGGGAGAAGAAGGAGGCCGCCAUUGAAGCCUCCCUGGAUGUCACCAAACAGAAGGACCUGAGUGGUUUCUACCGGCAUCUGCUGAACCAAACCGUGGGGGAGGAGAAGAUGCCCCACUGCAGCCUUCGGGGAGCCGGGUUCAAAGGAGAAGACCCCUCCGAGAAGCCAACAGGCUCCCAUCAAAGUCUGGAAAACAAAACGGGAACUCAUGUUCCCGGGAAGGAAGAAGAGAAUCUGGAUGCAGACAGUGACUCGCGAUCCGAUAGCAGCGAUGGCGAAGAGACAGUAGCCGAGGGAGUCCCGGAGAAACGCGGCGAGCAGAAGGCUUCCGGGGAAGAUGAUGGGGACUUUCGUGGUCGCCAAUUGAAGAAAAACCUGAGAGACUCCCGAUCUCCCAGUGAGGAGAGACCUCCGCGCUCCCCUCCAGCAGAGAAGCGAGACCGCCGAAGGGACGAAGCUCACCAGCGCGACGAAAGGAAUAGCCAGAGAAGACACGGAAAGGACGAGCGAAGCCGGACCGACGGUCAUCAUAGGAGGCGAGAAGACCGAGAGGACCGGCACAGGAGGAAGGACUGGGAGGAGGAAGAGGAGGAGGAAGAGAAGCGAGACCCGAGGAGAGGAAGAGACAAGAAGGAACAUCGGGCCAGAGAGAAAGACCGAGAUGGAGACAAGGAAAAAGGGCGGGGAAGAGAUGCAGACCGAGACGAGAAGCCGAAACACGCGAGGAAACGCAGCUCGGGGUCCGUGGCCCAAGAAGACGCCCAAACUCAAGAGGGGAACCCUCCCAGCCCAGAGAAAUCCCCCGAGUUGACCCACAAGGCUUCUGAAGACAGCAAAGAGACCCCGGAGAAGCCGGCCGAGAAAGUCAACAAAUUCGCUAAACGCAGCAACCAGGAGAGCGUCUCGUCCGCCCGGGACCGUUACCUCUCCCGGCAAAUGGCCCGCGUGGGCCCCAAAUCCUAUGUGGAAAAAGAGGAAGAUUAGGUGGGGCUACACCGGUGGGAUCGCAGGAGGGACUUUGGUUGGGAAUCUCAGGGCCUUUCGAGCGGAGGGAAGGAGCGGGCUAUUUAUUUCAAAAGGUUCUGGAUGCGAGAAGCAACAGGACGGAUCUCGGAGGGAGCCGAGUCUCAUUUUAGCCGGGAGUCAGUUGGGCUGCAGAGCCUUUUGAGGCUCGGCCUCGGCUGAAAGACCUUCCGAAACAUUUCCUCAAGAUCCACAAAUUUGAGGAAGGAAAAGCAUGCAGAUGAUACAAGAUCAGGGAUAAUCUUGUUUUCUUUCUUUUUGUUUUGUUUUCUUUUGUUUUAAAUGCAGAUGUAAAGAUUAGGCGUUUCCGUCCAGCGUUUUCUGACUUCUGACUUCUAGAGCCAGCAAAAUAAAGUGAAAAAAAAAAGAAAAU
Pantherophis guttatus is the source of this 1928-nucleotide messenger RNA. RefSeq names its product nuclear speckle splicing regulatory protein 1 (gene NSRP1). Lineage: Eukaryota; Metazoa; Chordata; Lepidosauria; Squamata; Colubridae. Gene Ontology annotation, biological process: regulation of alternative mRNA splicing, via spliceosome. The record is from RefSeq and is a predicted model, not a curated record.